Messenger RNA from Batrachochytrium dendrobatidis JAM81, 687 nucleotides. RefSeq lists its product as uncharacterized. Lineage: Eukaryota; Fungi; Chytridiomycota; Chytridiomycetes; Rhizophydiales. The record is from RefSeq and is a predicted model, not a curated record. The coding region runs from base 1 to 687 and encodes 228 amino acids. The transcript is spliced from 2 exons.
AUGAAACUCGCAGUUGCUGUAUUGUCAUCGAUCUUGCUUGCAUGCUCGGUUACUAUUGCCAAUCCAGUUAAACCCAGUGUAACUACAGAUGUUGAAUCUAGCACCUCGCCAACUCCUAAUCCAAACGGUAUAGGUUUAGGUGGUCUUGAUCCACUUCCAGAUAGCAUCAAAGAAUUGCUCGAAAGAUACAAGAAAGGAAAGCAUGAUCUUAAUCAGCAAAAAAAAUAUGCGACCCGUUACAAUCUGAAUAUGACAGCCAGAUUAUGCUGGCUUGAUCUUAAAGCCCAAGAAUUCAAACUUAGGGAUAUUAGAAAAAGUCGCAAGGAGUGCGAUUCCAAAUGUAAUGGUAUUGAAGCUGCAAUAAGUCACAUCAAAAUGAGCCUCGUGGAUCUCAUUUUCGGAGAAUCUUCGAAUUAUGAAUUAUUUGAACAGCAAAUUGAUCUUAUCAACAAGCACCCUUCCGUUGUAGAGUACCUUGACAAAUUAUCAUUAGAAUACAGUGAGAUUCCUGGUCAAAGCUCUAGUGAUCAACAGCGUCAAGAACCGCAACCAUCAUCAAGUAGACCAUCUGGAUCUGGAUCCUCUAGACAGAAAGCUCCCUCCAAUAAACGGAAAAGGGUUUCCAAGCUUAUGGGUAAUGCUGGAUCAUUUUUUCAGCAACCCAAAGAUGACGAUCCAUCCGUUUGA